UUUUACUUUGCAUGUUAUCAUUCUCUGGUGUCCAAGCCAAUGACAACAUCUCCACCACCUUAAUCUCUCUCUCUCUCUCUCUCUCUCUCUCUCUCUCGAAAGGUUUCGGAGUUUUGAUCCGAGGGUGAGGGAUAAACACUUUCAGAAUCCAGGCAUUGACUUUGCUCCGGUGAUACCUGCGAAUCUCCGGCGACGGCGGUGGCCGGGAAAACGAUGCGAAGCCGGCAAUGGUCUGUACGGAAGACGAUCUUUCAAACUGGAGAAAUUUCCCAAAAGGACUUAGGGUUCUUCUUCUCGACACGGAGGCCGACACCACCUCCAAGCUCCAAUCCAUGGAUUAUAUCGUCACGAACUUCGCAGAUGAAAGUGAAGCUCUCUCAGCCUAUUCCAAGAGACCCGAGAGUUUCCACAUCGCCAUCGUUGAGGUGAAUGCAAGCGAUAAGAACAAAAGUUUCGAGUUUUUAGAAGCUGCCAAGGACCUUCCGACUAUAAUGACUUCGAGAGAUCACUGCCUAACUACGAUGAUGAAAUGCAUAGCGCUCGGUGCAGUCGAGUUCCUUCAUAAACCGCUCUCCGAGGACAGACUAGAGAAUAUUUGGCAGCACGUCGUUCAUAGGGCAUUCAAUGAUGGGAGAAGUAAUGUUUCGGGAUCGCUCAAGCCCGUGAAAGAAUCUGUUGUGUCGAUGCUUCAUCUUGAGUUGGGGAAACAAGAAGAGAACGACGAUGAUAUGAGGACGGAUGAGAAAGAUCCGGCUCCCUCUACCCCGCAGCCGAAACAAGGCUCAUCGAGGUUAGUAGACGACGGGGAUUGCCAAGAAAACGUGAACUGUUCGAUGGAGGAGAACGUGAAUUCAUCGAACGAGAAGGAAAAUACGGAAGAUCGGGAUAUCGGGGAGUCCAAAUCUGUCGAAACUACAAACCGAGCGUCUGAUGGUAAUAAUGUGGCUGUCAAAGAAGAAGGAGAAGGCGAAACGGAUGACGUGAAGGGCCAGAGACAGGACACUGAUCCUGCUCAUUGUCUGAAUCAAGAUGACAACAACAACAACAAAGACUGUCGUAAAUCGGGUCAUCUGACUAAUGAUAAGCCAUCCGGAGUCAAGAAUGUGUCGGGGAACAAAUCUAACAGAAAGAAGGUGGAUUGGACGCCGGAGCUUCACAAGAAAUUCGUGAAGGCGGUGGAGCAGCUGGGAGUGGAGCAGGCGAUACCGUCGAGGAUACUGGACUUGAUGAAAGUCGAAGGGUUAACCCGACACAAUGUGGCCAGUCAUCUCCAGAAAUUCAGGAUGCACAGGAGAAAUAUCCUGCCGAAGGAGGAUCAUGACCACCACCACCACCACCACCGGAGAUGGAUACAACCAAGAGGUCAUAAUCAUCAUCUCAAGAUUCAGACCAGAUAUGGGGGUUUAUCGAACCGUCACGUGAUGGCGUACCCGGCGCCACCAAUGUAUCACGUGUGGGCUCAUCCCACGUGGCCGCCCACUUAUCCACCACCCGUGCAUGGUCAGGCGUGGGGUUGCCCGGUCGGACCGCCUGCCAUCCAACCAUGUCAUACUUGUCAAAAUCUGACCGGACCGCCGCGGCCGCCGAGCUCGUUUAGUGUGCAGCCGGAGGAGGAGGAAGUGAUAGACAAGGUGGUGAAGGAAGCAAUGAGCAAGCCAUGGCUAACGCUGCCACCUAGCCUCCCUCCGCCGAUAUCGUUUUGGCCGAGCUCUCCCGCCGUGGCAUCUCAGCCGUCCCUUCCCCCUGCCUCAUCAACGGCUCUCGUCUCUGCUGACGUGUCCUCUCUCCUGUGGAUGACGUCAUAUAUUAUCCGUAUCAACAGUACAGUCUGAUUCGGGCGAGUGAGUUGUCACUAUUAAUUUUUUUUCAUGUUUUGUUGACGGCUCUGUAUGGAGCCACGUCUGUGGGUGAGGACCUCACGUCGAAUCUGCGGCUGUAAAUAUCUGGGGCGCUCUAUUUGAAUUGACAAUUCGACACGUGUCCCAAUAAAUAAUUAGACUUUUUGUUGUCGUUAUAAUAAUAAUAAUAAUUAAAAGGUUACACA
Messenger RNA from Tarenaya hassleriana, 2044 nucleotides. RefSeq names its product two-component response regulator-like APRR2. NCBI's taxonomy places the organism in Eukaryota, Viridiplantae, Streptophyta, Magnoliopsida, Brassicales, Cleomaceae. Bases 228 to 1832 code for a protein of 534 amino acids. Gene Ontology annotation, biological process: positive regulation of DNA-templated transcription. The transcript is spliced from 12 exons. Gene Ontology annotation, molecular function: transcription cis-regulatory region binding; DNA-binding transcription factor activity. Gene Ontology annotation, cellular component: nucleus. The record is from RefSeq and is a predicted model, not a curated record.